UCGACCACAUUCACCACAAUCAUCAUGGCGUUCGACCUCACCAUCGGCACAGAGCCCGUAGAGGCAUUGGAGGCCUCCAUUAUGGAGGAACUGGAGAAAAGAGGGUUUACUCCAGAGCCAGACAAGGUAAUGGCGGAAUUUAUCACAAUCAUGCUUGUCAACAACAAGACAGCGGAGCAAAUCAAUGCGGAACUUGAGGAACUAAUUGGAGCCAGUGAAUAUGACCCGGACUUUACUGUCUGGCUUUUUGAAGAAGCAGCGAGGAAAUCUCAACCCGUAUCAGAGCCCGCUGCGCCUCCUGCGGCACCCAGCAAGCCGGAAGGGCGUACCUCAUCUCCCGAAUCUGCGCGUCGUACUCCGACCGGUCCACGCACUGGCGCCACGCCGUUGUACAAUCAUGCCCUCAGCCAAGCACUUCCAUCUGGACCGUCCGCUGGGCAGAAACGACCAGCAUCUGCUCGUUCUCCGUCUCCUGUAGGAGGUCACGCGAACAAAAACCGGAAGUUGGACCUACCAACCGGUCCUCGAGCGAUGCAUAGUCGGGAAGGGAAUCAACAACGAACUCUUCUAGAUCGCAUGGGAGGACGGGCACAGGGCGGGCCUCGUUAUGGGCGGGACGAAAUCCAAGCUCGAAUUGAAGCCGUAACGCUUCAAGGAGCGAUGAAUGGAAUGAAUGGAGGGUUUAAUAACGGAAUGGGUGGAAUGAUGAUGCCAGGCAACGAUAUGGCAGCGGCUGCGGCUGCGGCUGGAAUGGGUGGUGGCAUGAUGAACCCUAUGGCGUUCCAGGAGAUUAUGAUGAACCAAAUGGCACUCAUGGCACAGAUGGCGAGCAGCAUAAGUUUGCUUAAUAACAACCAAGGUCAAUCAAAUGGACCAAACGGUUUCCCGAACACGCCACUCCCGGACGGGCAGCAACAGAACCAACAGCAGUUCCAACACAGACGAGGUGGGCCGCCUGCCGGCCGUGGCGGAGGACAUGGACAAUUGAAAGCCCAAUGGGUAGCACCGCGCCUUACAGAUGCCAGCAAAAGCCAGAACCAAGCGUCGCCAUCCCCAGCGCCUGCAAUUCAGGCCCCCACUCCACAGCAAGCUACCGCGUCAGUGGAAGCUGCGUCUUCGGGCUUGAAACAAUUCACCCCUCCCGAGCGCCCUCAGUCUCCUUCACUAUGCAAAUUCGGACUUAAAUGCACGAAUGCGCUAUGUCGAUAUUCGCACGCAAGUCCGGUUGCCACGCCUGAAAGUGGGGUCGUUCUAAGUAAUGAUCCCUGCGAAGCGGGCAUCGAAUGUAACGAUAAAGAUUGUAUUAAGGCGCACGUUAGCCCAGCUGCUAAAGGCGUCACCUCUGUACCAAUCAAACCGAAACCAAAAGUCGAAGCCGCCGCUCCAAGCCCACCUAAACCUCCCUGCCGAUACGGUGCAAACUGCACGAAAGUUGCUUCUGGCCAAUGUCCCUUCUCACAUCCUUUCAUACCCAAAUCAACUUCUUCGCAUGCAGCGACGACGCAAUGUCGAUUCGGUGCCGGUUGCACUCGCGCAACGUGUCCAUUCCAACAUCCACCGGGACGCGUGCUUCCGGGGACGUUCCACCGUGGGUUGGCAGAGAACGCGCCGACGGUUACUGUCCCGACACCUGAAACAGGUUCGAUUGGUGGCCCAAGUCCACAUCGGUCUGUUGUGUUCAACAAAUCUGCGACGACUGCCACGGACAAAGAGCAGUCUGAGCAGAAGGAGAGCGAGGGUGCAGGUGCGACUGUAGAAGCUGCGGCUUGAACACUGAACAGAGGGAUCUUCGCCGGUCGCUUUGUAAUGUACGGCGACAGCGUCUACCUACCAACACAUAUCAACAUCAAUAUCACCAUUUUUCCUGAACUCAGGAGGCUCAAAACACUUUCAUCUCAUGUUUUUCUUCUUACCGUAUCGUAUAUAGUCGACUGUACCAGUUCUUCUUUCUCCGUAUUUUUCACUCUCAUUUCAUUUCAUUCCUCGCAAGGUCACUCAAUUUGCGCAGGGAGCCUGUUCCCACUUCAACUGUAAUGCAUUCGCACUCGUAGUAGCAGCGUAUUGUAGCCACAGUAGUUAGGUAGCCGUACUUCUGUUCAAGGUAUCCAGGACGGGGCGAGGGCAAAGGGCGAAGGAUUGGAUUGGGGACAAAUACAACGUAAAGAACUUUGAAGGGUGUUGCAUAAAAGGAUUGCACACCCGAAGUCCCUCGCACACCAUUGUUAUAUCUCAAGUCAGUUCUGAAG
Fomitiporia mediterranea MF3/22 is the source of this 2246-nucleotide messenger RNA. RefSeq lists its product as uncharacterized. Gene Ontology annotation, cellular component: cytoplasm; nucleus. The record is from RefSeq and is a predicted model, not a curated record. Lineage: Eukaryota; Fungi; Basidiomycota; Agaricomycetes; Hymenochaetales; Hymenochaetaceae. The transcript is spliced from 7 exons. Bases 25 to 1770 code for a protein of 581 amino acids. Gene Ontology annotation, molecular function: poly(A) binding. Gene Ontology annotation, biological process: regulation of mRNA stability.